This is a messenger RNA of Diorhabda carinulata, 587 nucleotides long. RefSeq names its product formin-like protein 2. The transcript is spliced from 3 exons. Bases 22 to 498 code for a protein of 158 amino acids. The record is from RefSeq and is a predicted model, not a curated record. NCBI's taxonomy places the organism in Eukaryota, Metazoa, Arthropoda, Insecta, Coleoptera, Chrysomelidae.
UGACAGAUGACAGAUUGACAAAUGCUCCUCAGAAAAUAUGGAUCACCAUAUCCACCAUCUCCAGUUUACGGACCACCAAAUCCCGCUCCGCCACCACCACCUCCUCCUCCUCAACCCAUGUAUGGACCGCCUCCAAUAUACGGCCCACCGUCCUCGGUACAGGUGUUUUAUGGAGCUCCUCAUGCUUUGGGAACCUUUUGGGAAAAACUUAAGUGGAAACUUGAUGUUUUCACAAUUGGAAAAUUGUUGUUGAAAUUAGUGUUAUUUAAAAAAUUCGUCAGUUGGGUUGCUUUGUUAUGUUUGUUAUUUGUAAUACCAACUUUGAAAAAUAAGUUUGAGUCAGCGACGUCGGGUGGUGGAAGUGGCGGUGGCGAAAGAAGUUUGAGAAAGAUAGAUGACGAAGAAUUUAUUCGAAUAUUUAAUAAUAUCAUUAAAGCUUUGGAUGCGUCCUCUUAUGAAGACAAGAGUGCUACGAGUAAAAACCACAAUUCUAGUUAAAAAUAUGACUGAUUUUGUAUGGUAAAAACUUUUAUUUAUUUAUUUAUUAUUUAUAUAAACUUAAAAAAAUGAAAAUAUUAUAAUAAAAA